UAAAGCUCUUCUCGCGCCGGGUAAAAGGGAUUUGACAGUUGGGAGUGCGAUUCCCAAGCGGACGAGCUCGGCGCCGCGACGCGCAGCAUGGCGGCGGCGGCCGCCGCUUGCGGCCAGCUCGGGAGCGCCACAAAGAGCCAGACUCGGGAGCAGACCCGGAGGAACCGCGAGAAUUCCAAGCGGAGACGAGCCGCUCUUUUGUUCCUCUCCAACAUCUCGCUGGACGGCCGCCCCGCGCGGAGCGGCUCGGCCGAGCGGGGAGGGACCCGGCGGCGCCACGACGCCGUCGCGGAGCCGAGCGAGGCGGCUUCCGCCACGCUCGCGGAGCCGCGGAGCGACGACGGGACGCGCUCGGCGGCCACUUUGUCGACUUCCGUCAUCUGCGGGGAGGCGAAAAAGACGACGGCGACGCGGCGGACGGGCGCCGGGCUCCCGGCCGUGCCGCCCAUCGUCGUCCUGCCUUCCGACGCGGGGCGCCCGGAGCUGCCGCUCGGGCGCCGCAGGGACUCGGCGCCCUCGGCGGCCGACGGACACCUGCUCUCGCCGUCGCCGUCGCCGUCCGACGGCAGCCUGCUGCCUUCGCCCGCGGCACCGCGGAAGUCGUCCACGCUGCUGUCGGUGCACAGCUGCAACUCGCUGUCCUCCGACCUGCGGCAAAGGACCCGAAACCUCUCGGGCGGUUCUCCCCGGCCGCGACCCGCCAAGAAGAUCCACUUCAUCAAAAACAUGAAGCAGUACGACACCAGAGGCAGCAGGAUCGUGUUGAUCUGCGCCAAAAGGUCCCUGUGUGCCGCCUUUUCCGUUCUGCCGUACGGAGAAAGCUUUUACCUCAGCGAGCCCACGUUGAGCCACCCCCGGCGGAGACACUCGUCGGGGAAUAUUUCCACCUCCCUGGAGAUGACGGCGCUGGAGGGUUUCCACAUGGAGACGUACAACCGGUCGGUGUCGUACGCCCGCUUCCUGUACCCCACCGACGCCCUGGUCAGGCGCGAGGCCUCGUCCGCCGCCGACCCGACGCCGCGGGUUCCCCUCUGGAGGAGCGGGUGCGGCGCGCCCGCCGGCGGCUUGCCCCCGAGCCGGCUCAACGCCGCGGUGGGACUCGACCUCGGAGCGGAGGACGUGAGCGAGUACGACCCAAACGUCCUCAGCGACCCCCAGUGGCCUUGCGGCAAGCACAAGCGGGUGCUGAUCUUUGCCUCUUACAUGACCACCGUCAUCGAAUAUGUCAAACCCUCCGAUCUGAAGAAAGACAUGAACGAGACAUUCAAGGAGAAGUUUCCACACAUCAAACUCACCCUGAGCAAGAUCCGCAGCCUGAAGCGAGAGAUGCGCUCGGUGGGCGAGGAUUGCGGCCUGCAGCCCGCCACCAUGGCCAUGGCCUUCGUCUACUUUGAGAAGUUGGUGUUGCAAGGGCGACUCAACAAGCACAACAGGAAGUUGGUGUCGGCCGCCUGCAUCCUAUUGGCCGCCAAGAUCAGCAGCGAUCUAAGGAAGCAGGAGGUCGUACAACUCAUCGACAAGCUGGAGGAGCGCUUCAGGAUCGGCAGACGGGAGCUGAUCAGCUUUGAGUUCACCAUCCUGGUGGCCCUGGAGAUGGCCCUCUACCUGCCAGAAAGCAAAGUCAUGCCGCAUUACAGGCGACUGGUGCAGCAGCAGUUGUAGGCCGCCGCGCCUGCGCCCAUUCGCUCCGCCUCCAAAAUCCCUCCGAGCAAACCCAAAGAUUUGUUUGCGGAGACCUCUCCCGGCAACCCGUCGAGCCCGGUCUCGCGCCGACGACCCCCCGGGAACCACUCACCAAAGACGUACUGCGUUACCGGGAGGACUCUGCGCCGAAGCUACAGAACUGCAAAAAAAAAACUUUGGAGCGGGUGGCCGAGAGCUGAUUUUCUUG
Hippocampus zosterae (dwarf seahorse) is the source of this 1891-nucleotide messenger RNA. RefSeq names its product CDK5 and ABL1 enzyme substrate 2-like. Bases 88 to 1662 code for a protein of 524 amino acids. Lineage: Eukaryota; Metazoa; Chordata; Actinopteri; Syngnathiformes; Syngnathidae. Gene Ontology annotation, biological process: regulation of cell cycle. The transcript has 10 exons. The record is from RefSeq and is a predicted model, not a curated record.